AUUUUGGUGGAACAUGUAACGAAUGUCGUUGUUGUGAUCGUCUUGGAGUUGGUCACAUGAAUAGAUACUGAUACGGUUCCAUUGAAAAUAUUCAAUAUCUACAAAUCUACAAACAUCAUACAAGAAUGAUAGAGCAAAGCAAGAAAGCGCGAAGAUUCGUUCUUCCAGCCGACGGGACCCCAAAGACCGAUCCAAACAACCAAACAGAGGAUAUUAAGGCGUAUCCUCAGCCGUCGCCUUCCGACGAUGGAACCACCGAAACCCAGCCCUAUCGCUACAUAAGAUACGAAAAUGCCGAAUCCGCGUAUUUUCCUGAGUCUGCUAUCCCGCUCGACACCCUUGUGUGGGUUCUCCUGAGCAAGGGCAAGUCCAAGGUCCCGCAGCUCUACACGAGAGCAAGGGUGCACUGCGCCGAACCCGACGCAGAGGGGCGCAUCCAGGUGCGGUAUCCGAGCGGAUCGACGUACCGCGUAAGGAGAAAAAACCUCGUGCCCGUCUUUGAGGAACUGGAGGGAUUGAUCGUGGUGGCCGCGGAAACCAACGAUUACCGCCGCAUGUCGAUUGUGCACACCCGGAAAGAAGAUCAUUUCAUAGGUGAGUACGUGUAGCCAUGAAGCUUGUUUGUCAUUUUCAACUGAGGCAUCGCUUUCAUCUUGUAGAUUUUAAUAUCCUCAUGUAGAAUAAUGUUCAAUACUUUCGGACCAUGUUGUUACCAAUAACUACGAUAGAAAUUGGUUGCGACUAUGGUAUACUGGUCGAUAGCGUCGACGCCAAAAGCACCCUGGGGAUUGACAAAAGCGAGGAGUCCAUCGACAUUGCAAACGAAAGAUAUCCAAACGAAACAUUCUUGUUAGGCGAUGUUUUCGAAGACGAUUUGGACGUUGUCCCCCAGAACCCCCUGGUUGUAUCCAUCGAUAUUAACGGAAAUAGAGAAUUGCAAGCGGUAUUGAAGUGCAUACAGCUCGUGUUGGACUCGUGGUCGCCGAGGCUAAUAAUGGUAAAGUCGCGAGCACUGCAUGCAAAAAUGGUAAAUGAGGGCAUGGAUUGAUGUGCCGGUUUAUGUCGGAUUACGAAAU
Pseudo-nitzschia multistriata is the source of this 1076-nucleotide messenger RNA. The record is from the annotation of a GenBank genome assembly. Lineage: Eukaryota; Bacillariophyta; Bacillariophyceae; Bacillariales; Bacillariaceae.